CCAGGCUUAUGCCACCUGCCUCUGCUGUUUCCUGGAAGGCUGAGUCCAGGCAGUUCCCCAAGUGUUAAUGAGCACAGCUUCUUUCUGCUCUGGCCCCUGGGGAGCCCUGCCCUGCUGGCCAGCACAGAGAAAUCCCAAAGAUCAAUACCCUCUCCUCCCUCCUUCCCUCCCUCCCUUCUGGGGGUGAGUGACCAUGGCCUGGAAUUUUAAUGGAAAAAUACAGCUAGGGGCACUGCUUCUCUCUCUCCUUGGAUGGAUCUGCUCCUGUGUCACUACAGCUGUUCCCCUGUGGAAGAAUCUCAACUUGGAAUUGAACGAAAUGGAGAACUGGAGCAUGGGACUCUGGGAGGUCUGUAUUAUCCAGGAGGAAGGGGCCAUAGUAUGCAAGACCUUUGAAUCCUUCUUAGCUCUGCCCCAGGAGUUCCGAGCAUCCAGGAUACUCAUGGUGGCCUCCAAUGGGCUGGGGUUCCUAGGUCUUCUCCUCUCCAGCCUUGGUUCUGAUUGUUUCCAGCUCCAGGGAGUCAGCUGGAGACUGAAGAAGUGGCUAAGAUUCUUCGCUGGGGUGCUAGCAGAGGUGGCGGCAGCCUCAACUCUUUUCCCUGUUUCUUGGGUAGCCUACAGCACAGUCCAGGAUUUCUGGGACGAACACAUCCCUGAAAUUGUGCCUCGGUGGGAGUUUGGAGAAGCCCUCUUUCUGGGCUGGGUUGCUGGAGUUUUUCUAGUAGUUGGUGGACUGCUCUUGAUCUGCUCAGCCUGGAUGGCAAAGGAUGAACCACUUUCACCUCCUAAUGCCUGUCCAUUAGCCCUUCCAACGGGGAGUCCAGCUGAGAUUCCAGAGAGGUUCUGCCACCCACCUUCAAGACACAGAGACCUGGUAAUUUAGGGCUGGAUCUUAUUAGAAAACCUGCUAGCAUAAAGAAUGCAAGAAUUAAAACUCUUUUUUUUUUUUUAUCCCUGCCUCUCCAUUACUCCUUACUGGUUUGACCUUGAUUCUGGUGGUGGUGGGAAUAGUAAUGGUGGUGAUGAUGGGAGUGUUCAUGUGCUUCUCUCAUUUACUAAGGAUUAACUCUUUUGGAUUCUGUAGAAAACAAAACUAAAGCAGAUACUUCAGACAAUCUGGAAGUUAUAUAUUGCCCCAAUAACUCGAUGAGCUUGAAGAAAAACUGCCCUAACUCUUAAAGUUGUAAGUGAGACAGCAUGGUACAGCGGGAAAAUGCUGGGUUUGCAUUCAGAUUUGUUCCAAGACCUGAGUCAAAUCUCAGCUCUCUCAUUUUUUACCUGUUACCUUGGAUAAGUCAACUUGUCUGGGCCUCAGCUCUCUCUUGUAAAAUGAAGGUGUUGAACUAGAUGAGCUCUAAGGUUCCUUCUAGCUUUAAAUUGGUGAUUCUUUGCUCUUGACCUAAAACAUGGACAAUUUGAAGUGGUGACCCAAGUAUGACUUUGCUGCUUCAACAUUUAAGAAGAAAAAUCUUAUGUUACAUUUUGAGACCACUUCUGGUAUGAAAAAACCAGCUGAGACUAUCUUCAACAGAACUAUGUCCAACCUUGCCAGCAAGGCCUUGGGACCUCCUAAAUGAUGUCAGUGGUUUCCCAACAAGGUCUGUUUUAAGCCGACGGCCACAGUGUGGACAUGGGGGAGAUGUUUAAUGGAGGGAACCAUCUGCUCCUUAGAAACAUAACUUGGUGAUCAUCUCAAAACCUGUGGGCUAUAGCUUAUUAGAGAAUACAUUUUUCCCCACUAAAAAAACAGUGCCCCAUGUCUAUGAAAAAACCCUUAAUCCUAAAAGGAAAUGUUCUCUACAGGGGGGACUCCAGCACCCUCUCUCUUGGGUUAUAGCAGGACAUGCCCCUACUACUAAUUUCUCCACAUCCUCAAUGGGGUAUAUUCAGAGGGCUGCAGAGACUUGCUGCAUUCCUCCCCAUCGGGAACUGUGAGCUCUAGAAAGCUGAUAAAAUCAAAGUCUGAAAUCACUCUUUACCCAGCAAUGGCCCCUUAACAGAUCUCUAGGAUUAGAGAAAUGCAGCAGGAUGGAUUACAUAUAGAAAAAAAAACAACUAAGGGAAAAUAAGCACUGAGAAAAACAGCAGCAAAAGACAACCUUUGGAAAAAAACCUAAUUAGUGUUGGGUCCUAAAUAAGGUCUUUGUUGCCUGGUGGUUCACCUGUUCCUGCUGUGGGCCUUUCAGUCCUCAUCCUAAUCCCAUGUUUGCAGCAUCACCACUACCCUGCCUCCCUAACCCCCAGCAGCUGAGAUUUGUUCUAUCACAAACAUGAGAUCACAGCUUAAUCUUAGUAAAGAGAAGUGAAUACCAAAGACUUGUUAAGCAAACAUUCUGUUUUCCUUAUGUUAUGCAUCACAGGGUACACAAGGGAGAGAAAACAGAGCAAGCAUUUCCAAAAUUGCAUCCCUUCUCCAAAAAUGAUAAAACUUUUCUACACCCAGGUGCUGCAUGACUUCAAAGCAAAGAGAUUUAGAAGUUCAGAUGCAAUUGAUGUUUUUACCCACCUGCAGUUGAAAAGAUAUGAUAAGGAAAUGAUAAGGAAGUAGCUCCUUGGGUCUUUAAAAUCAAAUCUGUGUUUACUCUUGUGGAUCUAGGACAAAUACUUUGUGAUUAAAGUUUCUUUUUUGUGAAGGGA
Monodelphis domestica (gray short-tailed opossum) is the source of this 2637-nucleotide messenger RNA. RefSeq names its product claudin 25 (gene CLDN25). NCBI's taxonomy places the organism in Eukaryota, Metazoa, Chordata, Mammalia, Didelphimorphia, Didelphidae. The record is from RefSeq and is a predicted model, not a curated record. Gene Ontology annotation, molecular function: structural molecule activity. Gene Ontology annotation, cellular component: membrane; bicellular tight junction.